AUGAAGCAUUACCAAUUUAGUAUAAUUAAUGAAACACAAAAAUUUAAUUUAAAUGAUUGUGUCGGUAUUAAGUUUCAUACAGUUGAUAUACUAAACACUGAUGCUAAACUUUUACCAUGUUUAAUUGUCGACAAAAUUGAAAAAGAUGAAAAAAUUACGUUUAAACUAGUUUGUCAAUAUGGUAAAUUAGAAAAUUCAUAUUCAGUUGAACAUCUUAUUGAUGUAAAACUGGCUUGUCCAGAAGAAUUAAAACCAAUUGUUCUUGAUGAUUUAAAAGAUAUAACAUUUAUUAGAACAUGUAAAUUUCAUGUACGUGCAUCGACAACCGGUCGCACUUGCGACUGUAAAAGAACAUUCAUGGAAGUACAAUCAUUAUUAAAUCCAGCGCCUGAUCUGCAUAUCAUUCAUUUAAAACAAAUGGUACCGAAGGAACCACUACUGGAACCUCCAUUCGAAGGUGCGCAGCUUUAUCCAAAAAUCGGGUAA
Molecule: messenger RNA, 486 nt
Organism: Rotaria sordida
Lineage: Eukaryota; Metazoa; Rotifera; Eurotatoria; Philodinida; Philodinidae
Source: the annotation of a GenBank genome assembly